AUGGCGAACCCCGCGCCGGAUAUCAAUUCGAUUCUUCAAAUGCUGGGCAAUGUCACGCAGCGCGCGGCAACCUCGACUCCUACCCACAGUCAGCCUGGCUAUCAAGCACCUGUCGUGCCGCCUAUGCCAUCCGCGCCCUAUGCGCAACCCCCUCAGAAUCCGUAUCAGGCGCAAACGGCUCCCUACCAGCCUCACCCUCAAUACCCAUACCCUCAGCCGACUGCCGCCGGCAGCAUUGACCUGAGCAAAAUACAGCCCGUCAACUCCGGGACUGUGGCGGUGCCUGAGCCACUAGCCGAUGCAAUCGCGAAGGCCAAGGCAUAUGCAGCGGAGAAGGGCGUCACCCCAUACGAUCGGCCUGCUGGAGCGUAUCCUGACCAGCGUCAGUCCGAUUCGCGGCAGUACGGACGGUCUCGAUCCAAGAGCCCUCCCCGGGGCAGAGACUCGUAUCGCGACAACUUCAACCCAUACCGCGACGAACGCCGCGCCGACCAAGGCCGUGGUGACUAUGGCCGCGAGCGCUCUUAUUCUCCCGGCCGCGGCCGCCAGGGCUUCUCCCCGCGCGGCGCCCAUGGUGGUGGCGGGCGUGACCGGUCGCCUCUGCGAGGCAAGGAUGAUAAUUCUGAGACGAUCGAGGUCGAAUCCAGCCUCGUCGGACUCAUCAUUGGCCGCCAAGGCGAGAAUCUGCGCCGCGUCGAAGGCGAGAGCCGCUGUCGCAUCCAGUUUAUCCCGCCGACUGGCCAAAACGAUCAGUAUCGCCAAUGCCGAAUUACUGGUCCCCGGGCCCAGCGCGACGUGGCAAAAGAGAUGAUCUACAGCAUUAUUCGUGACAGCGGCAUGCGCGGUGCCGCGGCGCCCGGUGGUGAGAGUCGUGGUCGGGAUAGUGGCCGUGGCACUGCCCCGCCCCCUCUCCCCAAGGAAGGCGAGGAAAGCUCGCAGAUUAUGGUCCCCGAUAGAACCGUGGGCCUGAUCAUCGGCCGUCAUGGAGAGACAAUCCGCGAUCUGCAGGAACGAAGCGGAUGCCAUAUCAACAUCGUAAGCGAGAACAAAAGCGUCAACGGCCUUCGCCCGGUCAACCUUAUCGGCCCGCCGGCUGCUGCCCGUCACGCCAAAGAGCUCAUCCUCGAAAUUGUGGAGAGUGACAGUCGGAAUGGCAACAACCCUGCCGCUGGUCGGGCCCCCAGAGGAGAAAGCUUCGGCGGAGGCGGCGGCGAAAAGAUCAACGACUCCAUCUACGUUCCUUCGGAUGCUGUUGGAAUGAUCAUUGGUAAAGGUGGUGAGACGAUCAGGGAGAUGCAGAACAUGACCGGCUGCAAGAUCAAUGUGAACCAAUCUUCGGGACCCGGCGAGGUCGAGCGAGAGAUCGGCUUAGUUGGCACCCGGGACUCGAUCGCCAGGGCCAAGCGUGCGAUUGAGGAGAAAGUGGAUGCUGCGAAACAAAAGUCGGGUGGAGGCGGCGGCCGUGGCCGCGGGCAGCAUCGCGAUUAUGAUAACCCCAACUACGGUCAGGCUUCUAACAGCAACAGCGCCCCUUCCAGCAUGCCCGCCGGUGGUGCUAGUGCGGCUCCAGCUGCGCCCGCCGGCGGAAACCAGGCUGACCCGUAUGCCAUGUAUGGUGGUUACGAAAACUACAUUGCACUGUGGUGGCAAUCCCAACUUGCCGCUCAGCAGGCCCAAGGCCAAGGAGGUGCUACCCAGGCGCCCGGGACCUCGUAA
This is a messenger RNA of Canariomyces notabilis, 1716 nucleotides long. RefSeq lists its product as uncharacterized. Gene Ontology annotation, molecular function: mRNA binding. NCBI's taxonomy places the organism in Eukaryota, Fungi, Ascomycota, Sordariomycetes, Sordariales, Chaetomiaceae. Gene Ontology annotation, biological process: regulation of gene expression. Bases 1 to 1716 code for a protein of 571 amino acids. The transcript is spliced from 4 exons. The record is from RefSeq and is a predicted model, not a curated record. Gene Ontology annotation, cellular component: cytoplasm.